AUGUUUGCUGCGAGAUUGCUGAGAUUGUCUUCUCCUUCUAAAAAGACGACGACGACGUCGUGUUCGGCGGCUGCUCGAUGCGUGGGAGCAGCAGCGUUUGCGAAUACUACUAAUAGUCUCAGCGGUGGUUUUGCGAGAACAACAACAGCGCUUCUUCUUCAAAAUCAUCAUCAUCAUCGGCGUUUUGGGAAUUUUGCAUUUUUGCCGGCGCAUCAGAGGAGUACUUUUUCUUCUUCUUCUUCUUCUUCUUCUUGUAAAACUUCUUCUUCCGCGAGUUUCGAGGAAAAGGGAAACGACGACGACGCGAAACAAUACCAAUUACGGAAGAAUCAAAGAAGAGGAGAGGAGCGUGGUGGUGUUAGUAUUGGCGGAAGAGGAAGAUUUUUAGGAAGGAGAUCGUUCAGUGCGGAUGCUGGUUCGUCGUCGUCGUCCGAGGAAAGUGAAGGCGUCGUAACGACCACCUCUUCUUUGUCUUCUUCGUCUGAGAGCGCGCGAUUGUCGGCGAUUUUGAGAGCGGAGAUUAAACACGAGGCAGAAUCGUACGAACAGUCGGAAACGGCGAAAGGUGGACCACCGGAUGGGUGGACGCUGAGCGAAAGAGAAGGGGAUUGCGACGUGUACUUGUCCAAGGAAUUUGGCGAAGACGAGGAGAUUUUGGUGCACUUUUCCGCCUCGGACGAUCCGAUGGAAACGGAGUACGGACGAGACGACGAUAACGGCGUGGACGAUGUCAUCGACGAAGGUUUAGGCGACGAGGAUAUCGAGGAGGAGUUUUCUGUGACUGUUUCGAAGACUGGAAGCGGGAAACAGUUGGAAUUUUUUUGCGUCACGGAUGGCGAGUUGAUUGAGAUUCAACACGUUCAAUACGAAGGUUUCGAAUGGAACGAAGGAGGAGGAGGAGAAGGAGGAACCGGUGGUGGUGAUGAUGAUGCAGAAGGCGAGGGUAUUUUAUUUGACGAAGAGUUUGACGACAACAACUAUCCCGGGCCGCAUUUUGAGGACCUGGAUAAAGGCGUCCAGGAUGCUUUUUUAUCGUAUUUAGAAGAGAGAGGAAUAAACGCGGCGUUGGCGGAUUACAUCGUCGAGAAGAGAAUAGAUAAAGAACAGAAAGAGUAUACGAGUUGGUUGGAAAAAGUCACAGACUUUCUCAAAUAA
Messenger RNA from Bathycoccus prasinos, 1155 nucleotides. RefSeq lists its product with no specific name. NCBI's taxonomy places the organism in Eukaryota, Viridiplantae, Chlorophyta, Mamiellophyceae, Mamiellales, Bathycoccaceae. Bases 1 to 1155 code for a protein of 384 amino acids. The transcript has a single exon. The record is from RefSeq and is a predicted model, not a curated record. Gene Ontology annotation, cellular component: mitochondrial matrix.